AUGGGUGCUUUUCUUUCUCUUUUCAAAGGUGCAAAUUUGACCCAAUCAAGAAUUUUAAUAUUAGGUUUGGAUAAUAGUGGUAAAACCAGUUUACUGAUAAAGAUGGGCCUGGUGACUAGUAGUAGUGAUAAGAAAUCUUCAAAAUCCCAAACUGAUUUGGAUGAUGAUUUAACGGUGACGCCAACAAUUGGCUACAAUGUAAAGGAAUUUUCGUACAAAGGAGUUGUUUUUAAUUGUUGGGAUUUAGGAGGACAAAAGAACAUUAGAAGUCUUUGGAAACAUUAUUAUAAAGGAUCAAAUGGUAUUAUAUAUAUUGUAGAUAGCGCAGAUCAUAAUAGAUUAAAAGAAUCUAAACAAGAAUUAUUUCAUCUAUUGGAAGAUCCUGAUCUGAAGAAUGUUCCGGUUUUAAUUUUUGCUAACAAGAGAGACAAGGAAGGUGCUAUUUCUGCAACUGAAUUGAUUGCAAAAUUUGAAUUGGAAGACUCGUUACAGUUUGUUAAUGGAAAACAUGAUUGGUAUGUUGAAAGUGUGAGCACAGUCACAGGUGAAGGUAUUGAAAGUGGAUUGAAAUGGCUGGUCUCUAAACUGAAACAAAAACCAUCAAAAGAUAACUAGGAUGUAUUUUACUUGUACUUUAUUCAAUAAUAAUAUUCAAUACUCUCUUUAUUUAU
Messenger RNA from Naegleria gruberi, 671 nucleotides. RefSeq names its product ARF/SAR family small GTPase. Bases 1 to 615 code for a protein of 204 amino acids. Gene Ontology annotation, biological process: intracellular protein transport; vesicle-mediated transport. Gene Ontology annotation, molecular function: GTPase activity; GTP binding. The record is from RefSeq and is a predicted model, not a curated record. NCBI's taxonomy places the organism in Eukaryota, Heterolobosea, Eutetramitea, Acrasida, Naegleriidae. Gene Ontology annotation, cellular component: cytoplasm. The transcript is spliced from 2 exons.